This is a messenger RNA of Cryptococcus deneoformans JEC21, 2318 nucleotides long. RefSeq names its product expressed protein. The record is from RefSeq and is a predicted model, not a curated record. The transcript has 2 exons. Bases 7 to 1950 code for a protein of 647 amino acids. NCBI's taxonomy places the organism in Eukaryota, Fungi, Basidiomycota, Tremellomycetes, Tremellales, Cryptococcaceae.
CCCAAUAUGGCAGUAACUUCAACAUUCUCCUCUUCCGAUACCCUGCAUACCAUCUCUCUCCUGCCACUCGCGACUUUUCUUAAGAGUCUCACUUCCGCAGAGAACAUAGCCCGGCUGCAAGAUGUUCUCGUCAAAUACCGCUCUCCAGAAAGCUGGGAGAGAGUUGAUGAGCGAAUGAUCUCGAGCGGCGAUCUUCCUCCACCAGGAUAUACAUCAAAGCCGAAGGACGAUCUAUCAGAUGAAUAUAUCGAUGAUAUCAAAGCUCGAAACCAAAGUCAAGAUAGAAAACCAGAUCGAGGUGAAGAUGAAGAUGAAAAUGAAGUGUUGGAAGAAGGAAUGGAAUGGGACCAUGAUCAUGAUAUAUUAUACCCCUCACCGCCAAAGAGAUAUAUCCAAGAAAUUCGCAUAGACCUCCGGACACUUCAUCCAAGGGCAAUAUUUGCACUAGAGUCCUGGCGACGUGAAACAUUGGGUAUGGAACAGCUUGUGAUGGAAUCGAUGGAAUCAAAAGCGUUCGCAGCUGGCCUCGAUGCUGGUGCUGGUGAGAAAAAUGAAGGAGGUUAUUUUUCUCUAGGAGUAUCCUCCUCGCCAAAGCCAGUCCAGCUGAGGAGUCUAGAUAUUUGGUUUAGAGGGGAUAGAGAGGGAUCGGAAUCUACGUCCACAGACGAAAGGUCGUCAAUUGAAGUUGAGUCCAUCCCAAUUCGAGCAAAAGCAGAACCUUUCAUGGACGGGCUAUCUAUAUCAGGAUCUGCAAAACGGGCAAGGGUUCUCAAGACUUAUGGGUCUUCCAAGCGGCUUUCCUCAUCGUCUUUAUCUCAUCCCGAUUUCGCAACUCGCUUCGCCUCAUUAUCGCCCAUCCUUGCUACUUCUUCCAGUCCCUUAUUGUCUCCAACUCCAUCCGAGGCGGAGAAAGGAAAAACCGAGGACAGAGAAAGUGUCAGUGGUGAGAGAUUAGAGGCUGUUAGUGCCUCUAAAGCUGUUUCAGAGCAGAGAAGCUUGUCGAAGAAGAGGAAGAGGGGAAGACCGCGAAAGAAGGCUGAGCGACCUGGUCGGCCGGUACAAACGUCCGCGCAGUUAGGGGAGGAAAUAUCUGCCACGAAGAGCGAUGGGGUUGAGGAAGAAGAGGAGGAUAAGAGUUUUAUUGAGCAUGAUGCAGGGGAAGAGAAAGAAGGGACAAGUAGAGGUCCAUCUUCUAGGUCUUUGAGGUCCCGAAUGCUUAUAGCCUCCACUUCAAAAACACCCGAUAUCUUUGAAGGUGAAGAAGAGCUUGAAAGCUUUCCCAGCGAAGAUGAGCCGGAGAUGAAGAAACAAAGGCGGAUAUAUAGACGUAAAGAAAAAGGUGUGAAUGGCGAGGAACGGCCAAAGAAGCGUGGUCGACCACGAAAAAGACCUUUUGUUCUCGCUUCGCCUCCUCCUGCAAAUAUGUUUCUGCCGGUUAAUAGACCUGCCAAAGGCACAUUCGCCAAUCCUAUCAAAAUAUCUACACCUGCGCUACCCAUCAACAAUGGUCCUACCGCUGCUACCUUUGCUUCCUUGAAACCAAAAUCUACGUUUGACUCGAGAAACGCCUCGCCUAUCCCGUAUCUAUACGCUGCUACAUUACCAAGGAUAAGCGGGAACCCCACCCUUCCUUUCGGUUCGACUUCUUCCACAUCUUCUUCAUCUUCACCUAGACCACAACGUCCAAAGCGCAAGAAUGCGUCUGGUGUUUUGCAGGCAGCGGAAUUUGAGUCAGAUUCAGAGUUGACAGAGUUAUCAGAGAUGUCUGAACUUGAACCUCGGCCUCAAUCGCAGUUUCAGUCUCACUCUCGUUCUGGUUCUGGUUCUUGGCCCCACUCCCAGUCUCAGUCAAAAUUCCGGGCGUCAGCUUCGGCUUCAGCUUCCUCGAAGCACAAAUACAAGUUCCAAUUUGAUGGUGUGCUUCUUCCUUCUUUUUCGCGCCACGUUUGAUAAAUUUGGAGAAAAGUGAGCGGCUAAAUGUUAGGAGGGCAGAAAUGGAAGGUGUUAAUCGAUAGGCGAAGGGUAUAUUAGGUCCAGGUUGUCGCGGAUAGGGGGCACGAUCAAUUUUUUUUUUAGAAAUGGGUAGAAGAUUGAAGUUGGGGUAUGGUGCUGCAUUUUCUGUUGUUUACAACGGCCGAGAAGCGCAAGAAGCAUGAUGAAACGGUCGAGGAGGAGACUAAACAACGAGUGUAUUUCUUGGAAUGUACUCUAGUAGUAGCUUUGGUAGUACGAGUAGUAAUAACACAUCUUUGGUACAAGUCUGGGUUUUACAAGUGAAUGUGCGUCACGUCAGCUGUCAACAAGUGUAUGUACGCAGU